Messenger RNA from Xyrauchen texanus (razorback sucker), 975 nucleotides. It is a transcript of the gene snx22, whose product is annotated as sorting nexin 22. Gene Ontology annotation, molecular function: phosphatidylinositol phosphate binding. NCBI's taxonomy places the organism in Eukaryota, Metazoa, Chordata, Actinopteri, Cypriniformes, Catostomidae. The record is from RefSeq and is a predicted model, not a curated record. Bases 150 to 848 code for a protein of 232 amino acids. The transcript is spliced from 6 exons.
AGAGAGUGAGAGUAAGUAAACUACAGCAGCGGUUUGUUUGUUUGUUUGUAGGAGGAGCUCUGAUGACUUUUCCACGCCUGUGCUCAGACCACCGAGUUUAUGAACGCCGUCAAUCGUGGACUGUGUGAUAGUGUGUAAGUGUGUGUGUAAUGUUGGAUCAUCAGUGUGUGUCUCCAGUCAUCGAGGUCUGUAUUCCGUCUCUCAUGAUGGAAGUGGACGAGACGGGAAAGUUGCUCAAACUCUUCAGGGUGGAGAUUCUUUUCAAUGGAAGGAAACACUUUAUUUUACGGCGGCACAGUCACUUUCAGACGCUUCACAGGAAGUUGAAAAAGAUUCUGCGAGCUCCUGAUUUUCCUAGUAAGCGAAACCAACACCUUCGAACCAAACCACUGGAGCAAAGACGACAGGAAUUGGAGGAAUACAUACAGGUGAUUCUGUAUGAAAAUGAAGCCGUUCCUCAAGAGCUCCUGGACUUCCUACAGGUCAAACAUUUUCAUGCAGCAAGCAAGAACUGCAGCUCAGAUGAAAACCAGUCAGAUGAUUCUCAAGAGGGAUACAGGUUUCAGAUAUUUCAUCAGCGAGUGGUUGGUUUCUCGGCUGACCCUUACCAGCUAGAGUACAGCUCAGAUCUCCCAGAUAUUGUGGUGGCCGGUGUCAUGCAGGGUUUGUACCCAAGAGAUGUCAAAGUGAGUUUUAAGAACAGCUGCAGUAAACCUAGCAGUCCUGUGGGCCUCACCUGUGCACCAGAGUUGCCCAUGUAUCCCAGAAUUCCUUCCAUUACCAUCAACGGGAAUAACGUCUGCUCAUUGCCAGAUUCACAGAGAACAUGGCAAAAUGUUACAAUUUAAAAUGUCUUAAAAUAAAAAGAAAUGUCCCAUUCAUUUUAGGAUGACACAUUUGAGUCACCCAUUUAGAUCACUGAUUUUGUAAAGACAUGACAAUGUGAUGGUCUUUGUGAAGUAGUUUUAACUGUAU